Messenger RNA from Lonchura striata (white-rumped munia), 1723 nucleotides. It is a transcript of the gene R3HDM4, whose product is annotated as R3H domain containing 4. Gene Ontology annotation, molecular function: nucleic acid binding. The record is from RefSeq and is a predicted model, not a curated record. Lineage: Eukaryota; Metazoa; Chordata; Aves; Passeriformes; Estrildidae.
CGGUGCCGGGCCCGGUGCCGCCGGUACGGGCCGGGGGCGGAGGCGGCGGAGGCAGGUCCCGGUCCCGGUCCCGGUCACCGUCCCGGUUCCGAUCCCAGUCCCGGCGCGCCAUGGUGGUGCUGCGGGGCGGCGCGGGCCCCGAGGAGCCGUUCCCGAGGAUCGAGGACUGCCUGCCCCUGCUGGAGGAGUCCCCGUCCAAGCGGUUCUCGCCGUCCAAGAGGAAGCAGUAUUACAUCAACAAAGCCAUCCGCAACUCCGACCUCAUCCCGAGGGCCAAGGGCCGCAAGAGCCUCCAGAGGCUGGAGAACACUCGCUUCCUGAUGACCCUGCUGGAGCAGGAUGACUGCGGGAGUGAUGAGGGAGAGCUCAGCCACUCGGCCACCCCCAGCAUCUUCAGCGAGGCGUGUAACAAUGAGACCUAUGUGGAGAUCUGGAACGACUUCAUGAACCGGUCGGGAGAAGAGCAGGAGCGGGUCCUGCUCUACCUGGAGGAGGAGGCCAGGAAGAAGCAGAGGAGGAAGCUGCCUGUCAAGGAUGAAGAGAAGUGGAAAGAGCUGCCUGCCUACACGCCCCAGGAGUGCUUCCAGCGCAUCAGCCGCCGCCUGCGUGCCACCCUGAAGAGGGGCAGGAUCCCCAUGGGGACGCUGGAGGGGCUGGAGGAGGAGCUGCUGGCCUUCUUCUCUGUCACCCCGCACUCUGUCUACACAGCACUGAUGGAUAACAGCUUUGAGCGGCUCCUGCUCCACGCGCUCUGCCAGUACAUGGAUCUCGUCUCUGCCAGUUCGGACAUCGAAGGGAAACGUCAGAUGAAAGUGAGCAACAAGCACCGCGUGUUCCUGCCCCCGGAGCUGCUGCUCUCGGACUACCUGGGGCAGAUGAGCUGAUGCCCCCACAGCUGCCCUGCCCCUCCUGUGUCCUCUGCAGCCUCUCCCGGAGCCUCGGCGGGGCAGAGCCGGGGGUUUGUGCCUGUGCUGGCCGCGGGUGCGGGGCAGGAGCCCCUGGCCCGCCCCGGCUCCCCGCGCAUCCCUCCUGGAACUGUCGGUGUGUCUAUUUAUAUAACCCAGGUGUUUUUAAAAAAGAAUCAGGCAGGGCCGAGCCUCGCUGUGGCGCUGACGCUCGUGGGGUGAUUUCGGUCCAGAUUUUUCUGCGGUGAAACAGCUCCCGGCGGCUGCUGAGCAAUCGCUGAGCCGGCGGAAGAGCCCCGGGGCUGCCGCGUUCCCGCAGCCCCGUGCCCACCGGGUGUCCCGGGGGGCUCGGGGCGUGGGGAGCUCCGGAUGCUUUUUACCCCACGCCCUGUGCCCUGCCCACCCCACGGGGCUGUUUUUAAGUGUAAUAUAGCUUGUGUGUUUUUUAUCACGUGUGUGUAUAUUUACAUGUGUGUGUGUGUGUGUGUGCGUGCGUGCGUGCGUGUUGGAGGGGUGCAGCCCCUUUCGGGGCUCUCUCUGCUUUUCCACAGCUGCCAUGGGGGCAGAUGGGGGCAUUCUGGGGGUCUCUCUGUGUGCCCCCCGGCUUCGUGGCAUGUGCCAAGGUUUGCUCGGGGCAGGGCGUGCCCUGGGGAUCUUUGCUGGCUGCUUUGCCCCAGCAUGAUGACACCGACUGCCAUUAACCGUGGGCACCCCCAGAGCCUGGGGAACCCCUCGUGGGCACCCCCAGAGCCAGGGGCGCCCCUCGCUCCUCCUUGGCUGGUGUGGCGUUCAGAAACAAUAAAAACGGUGCUCCCCUA